CUUAUGGCACAAAACUAGAUAAUAGAAUUAAAUAGAUGAUUGAUAGAGAGUCAGUAAUGUCCUGCUAGGUCUACCAAAGAACAUUACAGCAUCCAACCAAUUCGUAGAGCAAUACAAUCAAAAGAGAUCUAAUUGUUUCAUGAUAAACAUGGUACUAAGAAUGAGAUCCAUCCCACUGAGAAUGAACAGCUGUUUCUUAUUGACAGUGUACUCGUGGAUCGCGUUAAGCACAUGUCACGUGGUUGACAGAUUCAGCGUCGGUCAAAACGAGUCUUUUACUGUGAGAUGCACCAUACAGAAGUUUCGAACAGAAGACUAUCCCGAAUCCCCCUAUGUUGUGACGUUGGCCGCUGAGAGGAGACCCACAGGGGAAGAGAACUUUCAACUCAUGGCCAAGUAUUCUCCGUUCGCUCCCCUGGAAGAGUACAGGAAAGUCACGAACUUACCAUCUAAACGCAAUUGGAACUUUCAAUUUCUAAAUGGCGACUCAUUCGAUAACAGAGACAAAAUCAGGAUAGUCAUCGUGGUCAAUGAUGGGAACUACAAAGACGCUGGUCUGUACAGGUGCUACUACAUCGAUCCCCUUAACAGGAAAAUAUACAGCGACAAUUUUUUUCUGAGAGCUUAUGCUCAGGGUCGAAUUGUAAACACGGGAAGCUUUGGACCGGGCGACUCUUUCAUCGUACAGUGUGACAGGAACAAGUUCCAGAGACCAGGUCUUCCAAAGUCACCACGUAUCAAUGAGUUGAUAGUCGAACGAAAGAUUGAGGGGGCAGAUGCUUACACCACCAUGGCUCGAUUUCGACCUUUUCUAGACAAGAUCGUUGAUAGAAGAGUAACGAACAUUCCCGAUGGACGCCACUGGGAGAUCCAUUUUGUGAUUGGGGACACGGCAGACAUGUACGAUUUCUCCAUUACAAUCUACGUGCCGGACUUCAGAGAAGCGGACGCUGGUCGAUACAGAUGCUCUUACGUUGAUGAAUAUAAGGAUCAGAAAUAUUCUGACCCCUUCACGCUUACACUCAAACCUAAAAACGAUACUAAAAUACUUAAUAAAGAAAGUAUCGAUCCAACCAAUGAUACUUUUACUGUCACGUGUGACAUCAAACGAUUCAGCCCAGACGACUAUCCGGCAACAAAAAUUCUCUAUUCAAUGUCCGUGGACAGGAAGCCUGUAGGAGAAGAUGCAUUCACCUCCAUGGCCAAAUUUGAACCAUUGACUAAGAAAAAAACGACAAAUACACCAACUGGUCGACAUUGGGACAUACAAUUCUUCGAUGGCGACGCCAGCAACAACAGAGACCUCCUGAAGGUGGUUGUGGUAGUGAAAGACGCCAGUGUCAAAGACGUGGGUCUGUAUAGGUGCGUUUACAUGGACCAAUAUGAGCGGCAUUUCUCCGAUCGUGUGUACCUCCCAACUAACGAUAUAGUGGAAAAUCAAAUAGUGAACAAAAACAGCGUGGCCCAGAACGACACACUGAUAAUCGUCUGCGACGUCAAGAAGUUUAAGGCCCAGGACUAUCCGAACUUUCCGUAUAUCAAUUGGCUGACCAUUGAGUGGAUGCCGGCAGGGACAAACGACUUCGUGACAAUGUCCACCUUCUCUCCCUUUGCUUAUACGGACGUAUACAGAACAUCCUCAAAUAUACCUGGCGGGCGGCGUUGGAUUGUAGACUUUAUAGGUGCCGAUACAGACAACAAUAGGGAUACUAUUAAAAUUGUGCUGGUCAUGAUGGACGCGAGCUACAGAGAUUCUGGUUCUUAUAGGUGCCACUUUAAGGACUACAUGUUUAAAUAUUACUCAGAGGCUCAACUUAUUUUACCAGAACCUAACCCUCCGUCUAUAAACAUCAGCCUUGUCAAGCCAAACGACGUGUUCGUGGUUCGCUGUGACGUUACCAAGUCCAAUCAGACGGACCUCAGCAAGGGGAAUCCACUGGCUGGCCUCACACUGCAGAGAAGGUUGGAAUGGGAUUCAAAAUACUAUACACUGGCGAUGUAUGAUCCUUUUAAAGUUGGACAAAAUCGGACAAGAGUAUUUACACCCGUGGGGCGUGAGUGGAAAGUUUGGAUGACAGGUGCGGACAGUGGUCUAACUCUAUCUCUUAGCCUGACUUUCCCAGACGGUGGUUGCACGGACGCUGGCGAUUACAGGUGUAUGUUUGAUAUAGGCCCAGAUAACGACAGAGUUAACGCCUACUCCAAACCUUUCCGUCUUAAGAGUGAAGGCGGUUUUUACCUCUACCAAAUCACCACUGACCCUGGUAUUCACAUCGGGUUGACCUCAGAUCAAGAAGAAGGAACCGAGUUAACUUUAGGCUGUUCAUAUCAGGGUUCGUCCACGCUUAGGGCCGUAUGGACUACGCUCGGACCUGGGAAACUUGGAACCAUAACAGAAACGGAGCCGAUAGGAUGGUACGACGCCCAUAACUGUUUGAAGACCUUCUAUGACUCCCUGAUGACCUACACCGUGUCACGCGAGAAUGACGGGACGACUUUCAUCUGCUCUGUUUACAACGGCACCCAGCUGUUACAAGCAGCCAAUCUGACAGUGACUAUAAAGAAAAAAGCAAGAAGUAUGUUUAAUUCAGGGGGUUCAAGUCAAGACCCGAGGACCAGUUUCUUUUUUGCUACGAUGUACAUGUUUUUAGUAUUAAUAUAAUAAAAUAUAUAUUUGUUACUAAGCAGUAUACAUUUGAAUAAGGUUAUAUAUGUAUUAUAAGUUUUUAGUAUAUUUCGUGAGAAAGAACGAGAGAAAAGGCCCAAAAUAGAUACAAU
This is a messenger RNA of Biomphalaria glabrata, 2778 nucleotides long. RefSeq lists its product as uncharacterized. NCBI's taxonomy places the organism in Eukaryota, Metazoa, Mollusca, Gastropoda, Planorbidae. The record is from RefSeq and is a predicted model, not a curated record. The transcript is spliced from 15 exons. The coding region runs from base 140 to 2662 and encodes 840 amino acids.